GUGGUUUUGAAUUUUAAUCGAUUAUCGAGUUGCUAUGGCGUUUAAUUUGUUGAUAUUUGGAUUGAAAUGAGUAUAUAUAUAUUUAAUAUAAAUAAUUACGGAUUUAAUGAUAAAGACACACAAGAAUUAUUUAAAAAAUGGGGAAUGAAUUUGAGCUGUCAGAAUUUUUUAUUCAAUGAAAAAUUUCAUCCUUACCAUAAAUAUAAUUUAGCUGAGGAAUUUUUCAAAAACCCGGAAGUGGCAGGAAAAUUGAAGAUAUGGAAUAACAAUGAGUUCAAAGAAUCUUACGAUACUUUGGCAAGUGAAGUUGAAGUUAAACAGAUUCCCUGUUCAAUUGUGAGCAUGGCUUUCUUUGAUAAACUGAAAAACCCUGAUAACAAUAUUGUAUAUGCGUCAGGAAAUAUUCACCAGAAGUAUGACGAUUUCAUUGAUGGAAUUUUAGUCCCUAAUAAUUUGAGAGCUUUAAGUAUUUUUAAUUAAUUUAUGCUAUUAGAUGAAGAAUCCAAUGAAUACAAUCUCUAUUCCCAAAAUGAGCGGAGUGAAUUUAUAUUUAAAUUAUUCCAAUUAUUAGUUCUUGGGGGUGAAUAUUGUCAGUAUGAAGAUACCCUAGAUAAAUAUUUAGAAACUACUAAAAUACUCUACAAAGAUUUGGUGAGAAUUCAAAAACAAGAAAGCGAUAGUAAUUUUUUGAUAAGGACGAUUGUUCUUGAAGUUGUUGCAAAAAAAAAUAACGUAGCAUAUUUUCCUCGGAAGCCAGAGCACAAACAAAACGUCGGAUUUUUAUUAAUUGACCCAAUUAACCGGGAAAUAAAAACAAUACUCCAUCAAUACGGCAAUCAGUGAGCGGAAAUUUCAAAAUUAUCAACAAUCAAGUACUGAA
Microplitis demolitor is the source of this 880-nucleotide messenger RNA. Its product is annotated as cilia- and flagella-associated protein 300. The transcript has 6 exons. Lineage: Eukaryota; Metazoa; Arthropoda; Insecta; Hymenoptera; Braconidae. The record is from RefSeq and is a predicted model, not a curated record.